Cheilinus undulatus (humphead wrasse) is the source of this 4718-nucleotide messenger RNA. Its product is annotated as probable phospholipid-transporting ATPase IM. Lineage: Eukaryota; Metazoa; Chordata; Actinopteri; Labriformes; Labridae. Bases 273 to 3878 code for a protein of 1201 amino acids. The transcript is spliced from 28 exons. Gene Ontology annotation, biological process: phospholipid translocation; Golgi organization. The record is from RefSeq and is a predicted model, not a curated record. Gene Ontology annotation, molecular function: ATPase-coupled intramembrane lipid carrier activity; ATP hydrolysis activity; magnesium ion binding. Gene Ontology annotation, cellular component: plasma membrane.
UGUAGGUGCUUCUCUCACCACAACACCACUUCACCUGUUGCCUGUUUAGCCUGUCUUUUCAUUCAGUUCAAGAGCCCAGUUCAAUAUCUUUCUCUGCCUUUGGCUGGUGCCAGGACUUCUGGGGAGACACAAAAAAAGGGCUAGUUUAUUUUACAAAGGCAGAAACGAAUGGAGGAAUAAAGGUGGUUCAGAGUCAAGUGUGAGCGGGACUGUGAGGUACCAGAAAUCCCAUUGUUGUUUGAGGUGUGAAAUAUGGAGACACUGAGCUAGAGAUGGGGUCGGUAGCAUCAUAUUUUGGAGAGCUGUGCGGGACACAGAAAAAACAGGAGGAGGAGAGACGCUUGCGAGCUAAUGACAGACCUUACAAUCUGUCUUUCCACUAUGCUAACAAUGCCAUCAAGACAUCCAAGUACAACAUUGUCACCUUCCUGCCUCUUAACCUCUUUGAGCAGUUCAGGAGGCUCGCCAAUGCCUACUUCCUCUUCCUCAUGAUCCUUCAGCUCAUUCCUCAAGUCUCUUCCCUCUCCUGGUUUACUACUGCCGUCCCUCUUGUUUUGGUGCUGUCCAUUACAGCUGUAAAGGAUGCCAACGAUGACAUAAGCAGACACAAAAGUGACAAUCAAGUGAACAACCGCACUGUGAGCGUCCUCAUCGAUGGAGAACUUAAAAAUGAAAAAUGGAAGAAUGUUCAGGUUGGAGACAUAAUCAAACUGGAGAAUAAUCAGUUUGUCACAGCAGAUCUUCUGUUGCUGUCCAGCAGUGAGCCUCUCAAUCUGGUCUACAUAGAGACAGCUGAAUUAGAUGGUGAAACCAAUCUGAAGGUGAAGCAGGCCCUAACUGUCACUGGAGAGAUGGGGGACUGCAUAGAAUCACUGGCUGCCUUCAAAGGUGAAGUGCGUUGUGAGCCUCCCAACAACCGUCUGGACAAGUUCAAAGGAAAUCUGACUGUCCAUGAUCAAACUUAUGCUUUGGACAAUGACAAGGUGCUGCUCCGAGGAUGUACUCUAAGGAACACAGAGUGGUGCUUUGGACUGGUUAUCUUUGGAGGUCCUGACACCAAGUUGAUGCAGAACAGUGGAAAGGCAGUAUUCAAGCGGACAAGUAUUGAUCACUUGAUGAAUGUCCUGGUGUUGUGUAUAUUUGGUUUCCUGGCAUGUAUGUGCAGCAUUAUGACCAUCGGUAAUGCUAUCUGGGAGGCCACGGACGGCUCAGUGUUCAUAGUCUUCCUCCCACGUGAACCAGGGGUUAAUGCUAGCCUCUCAUCCUUCCUCACCUUCUGGUCCUAUGUGAUCGUCCUCAACACUGUUGUGCCAAUUUCUCUAUAUGUCAGUGUGGAGAUCAUCCGCCUGGGGAACAGCUUUUACAUAGACUGGGACAGGAAGAUGUAUUACCCCAAGAAUGACACUCCUGCCAAGGCAAGGACCACCACACUGAAUGAGGAGCUGGGCCAGAUCAAAUACAUCUUCAGCGACAAGACAGGCACCCUGACGCAGAACAUCAUGACUUUUAAUAAGUGUUCUAUCAAUGGAAAAGCUUAUGGUGAGCUGUAUGACUUUUCUGGAACAAGGGUGGAAAUUACAGAGAGGACAGAGAAAGUAGACUUCUCAUGGAACCAGCUGGCUGAUCCAAAGUUUACCUUUCAUGACCAUAGUCUGGUAGAGACGAUCAACGAGGGAAAUCUGGAGGCUCAUGCCUUCUUCCGCUUGCUGGCUCUGUGCCACACAGUCAUGGCUGAGGAAAAGGAGGAGAAAAAGCUCAACUAUCAAGCUCAGUCUCCUGAUGAGGGCGCUCUGGUGACUGCAGCGAGAAACUUUGGCUUUGUGUUCCGCUCGCGCACACCAGAGACCAUUACAGUCUGGGAGAUGGGUAAACAAGUGAUCUACGAACUUCUGGCUGUUCUUGACUUCAAUAACGUCCGCAAGAGAAUGUCAGUCAUAGUGCGAAGCCCUGAGGGGAAGUUGACUCUUUUCUGCAAAGGAGCAGACACCAUCAUCUUUGAAAGGCUGCACCCCUCCUGUAACACACUGAAGGAAGUAACCAACGAUCACCUUAAUAGGUAUGCAGGGGAAGGCCUCCGUACACUUGCUCUGGCCUACAAAGACUUGGAUGAGAGUUUUAUGGAGGAGUGGCAAAAGCGCCACCAUGAGGCCAGCACUGCUUUGGAAGGCCGAGAGGAGAAACUUGAUGAGCUAUAUGAGGAGAUAGAGAAAGAUCUGCUGCUUCUCGGGGCUACAGCUGUUGAGGAUAAGCUACAGGACGGCGUGCCACAGACCAUUGAGCAACUUGCUAAAGCUGACAUAAAAAUCUGGGUGUUGACUGGAGACAAACAGGAGACAGCAGAGAAUAUUGGCUACUCCUGCAACAUGCUAAGAGAGGACAUGAAGGGUAUUUUCAUUGUGUCAGCAAACACAGCUGAAGGAGUCAAAGAGGAGCUACAAAAUGCAAGAAAAACAAUGUGUCGUGAAUCUGCAAAUGAGCCGUCAGUGAUAAAGUCUCGUGCAGGUCUGUUCUGGCUUAAGAAGACUGAGACUGUGCACGAUGAGAAAGUGGAUGGAGAAUACGCCCUUAUUAUAAAUGGGCACAGUCUGGCCUUUGCUUUGGAGAAGAGCUUGCGCCUGGAGCUGCUUAGGACAGCUUGUAUGUGUCAGACAGUGAUUUGCUGCAGGGUCACCCCUUUGCAGAAGGCCCAGGUGGUUCAGCUGGUCAAGAAAUAUAAGCAGGCUGUCACCCUGGCUAUUGGGGAUGGAGCUAAUGAUGUCAGCAUGAUCAAGGCUGCUCAUAUAGGUGUGGGCAUCAGCGGUCAGGAGGGCAUGCAGGCCGUUCUCUCCAGUGACUUCUCCUUUGCCCAGUUCCGUUAUCUUCAGCGCCUCCUGUUGGUGCACGGUCGCUGGUCCUACCUGCGCAUGUGCACGUUUCUUCGUUAUUUCUUUUACAAGAACUUCACCUUCACCUUUGUGCAUUUCUGGUAUGCCUUCUUCUGCGGCUUCUCUGCACAGACUGUGUAUGACGAGUGGUUCAUCACCUGCUACAACCUGGUGUACACAGCUCUUCCAGUCCUUGGCAUGAGUCUCUUUGAUCAGGAUGUAAAUGACCGCUGGAGCUUCCAGUAUCCUCAGCUCUACACUCCAGGCCAGUUAAACCAGUACUUCAGUAAGAAAAUCUUUGUGCGCUGUAUGAUGCACAGCUGCUACAGCUCUCUCAUCCUCUUCUUCAUACCCUGGGCCGCCAUGUAUGACACAGUUCGAGACGAUGGCAAGGACAUUGCUGACUACCAAUCCUUUGCUUUAUUGGCACAGACCUGUCUGCUGGUUGUAGUAAAUGUACAGCUCUGUUUGGACACUCAUUACUGGACAGCAGUGAACCAGUUCUUUGUAUGGGGAAGUCUGGCUGCUUAUUUUGCUAUCACAUUCACCAUGUACAGCAAUGGCAUGUUUCUCAUCUUUACCUCCAUUUUUCCCUUUAUUGGUACAGCAAGGAACUCUCUGAACCAGCCCAAUGUGUGGCUGACCAUAUUUAUGACCUCUCUUCUCUGUAUUCUGCCUGUGGUUGCUUUCCGCUUUAUUCUCAUUCAGCUCCGACCAACAAUCAAUGACAAGGUGAGACAUAAAAUGCGGAAGGAGGCACUACCAGCUUCUGCACCUCGCCACGUUGUCAGACGUAUCAGCACCCGUCGAUCCGGCUAUGCCUUCUCACACACCCAGGGAUAUGGUGAUCUGGUGACAUCCCACAAGUUUCUGGUAAAACUACCAAAGAGUCGACGAGCCCUUUUCACCCAAACAGACUCUCCUUUGGCUGAGAACCAGCCCCAACAUUACCGCACCAUCAAGGAGGAGGGGGAGGAACCACAGAAUCCGUCACAGGAGGUACGCAGUGACUAAACUUAGACUCAAGAAUGGGAGCAGCAAAACAAGGUUUAAUGGACUCCUUUUAAUAGGGUAAUACAAAGUAUAAAGUUCAUUGUUCCAUAUUGAAACUUUUAUUUUUAAUUUUUGUAUUCUACAGUGUCCCAAAAAAUCCCAAAUCCCAACGUUCUCUAGGUUUAUAAUUUAAGUUAUUUCAGCUUACUAUGGGGAUCUUUGAAAACAGUCUGGACUCUGCCAGCAAAAACACAUGCACUUGAUCAAGAUUUGACAAAAAAAAAACUAUAUAGCAUAAACAGUCACACUUAGGAAUAAUUUGAUUACUUCAUGCAUUUGUAACUGAAAGUGAUUUUUACUUUUUCAUGGGCACAAUUUCUUAUCUCACUUUGUUGUAAAAUAUUUACUCUGUUGAAUGAUGCUCAGGGUGUCGUUCUAAGAAGGGGAAAGAGAUGCUUUGGUUUCACUUGAAAUCUAAGCAGUUUUGUUUACAUUACUCUCAGCAUGAAGGGUUUUAAAUGUUAUUUUAUUUUUGUUCUGCUCUGUGAUUGAAUCGUCACUGAAAAAGGUAGGCGAGUAUCCAGUUAGUCACAAUGUGUUCACUGAACAGCCAGGGGUCAUUGUUGUCUUUGUUUAGUACAGCUCUUUGAUUUGAGUUGUCAAACAGUAAACUUUGCAUUGACCAUAAGACAGCACGUUAUCAGAUUCCUAAGUUGUAAUCAUGUUUAUUUGUUGUUUUUUUUAUUUUUCUUGUCAAGGUGGAUUUCAUUUUAUGAUGAAGUGAGAAUUUUGUUUUUUGAUCAUUAAAAUCCAUCAGGUGUUCGCAGGAAAGAAUCCGUGAAUAAAACUGAUAUUCUUGGU